Sciurus carolinensis (gray squirrel) is the source of this 3525-nucleotide messenger RNA. RefSeq names its product Rho family GTPase 2 (gene Rnd2). The record is from RefSeq and is a predicted model, not a curated record. Gene Ontology annotation, biological process: small GTPase-mediated signal transduction. Gene Ontology annotation, molecular function: GTP binding; GTPase activity. The transcript is spliced from 5 exons. Bases 66 to 749 code for a protein of 227 amino acids. Lineage: Eukaryota; Metazoa; Chordata; Mammalia; Rodentia; Sciuridae.
GCGGUAGAGGCGGCGGCGCGGCCCAAGAGGGGGGCGGCGUGGGGGGCCGGCGCGUAGCCGGGACUAUGGAGGGGCAGAGCGGCCGCUGCAAGAUCGUGGUGGUGGGGGACGCAGAGUGCGGCAAGACGGCGCUGCUGCAGGUGUUCGCCAAGGACGCCUACCCUGGGAGUUAUGUCCCCACCGUGUUUGAGAACUACACCGCCAGCUUCGAGAUCGACAAACGCCGCAUUGAGCUCAACAUGUGGGAUACUUCAGGUUCCUCUUACUAUGAUAACGUGCGGCCUCUGGCCUAUCCUGAUUCCGAUGCUGUGCUCAUCUGCUUUGACAUUAGUCGGCCAGAAACACUGGACAGUGUCCUUAAGAAGUGGCAGGGGGAGACUCAGGAGUUUUGCCCCAAUGCCAAGGUUGUGCUGGUUGGCUGUAAACUGGACAUGCGGACAGACCUGGCCACACUGAGGGAGCUGUCCAAGCAGAGACUUAUCCCUGUUACACAUGAGCAGGGCACUGUGCUGGCCAAGCAGGUGGGGGCUGUGUCCUACGUUGAGUGUUCCUCCCGGUCCUCUGAGCGCAGCGUCAGGGAUGUCUUCCAUGUGGCCACAGUGGCCUCCCUUGGCCGUGGCCAUAGGCAGCUACGCCGUACUGACUCACGCCGGGGACUGCAGCGGUCCACUCAGCUGUCAGGACGGCCAGACCGGGGGAAUGAGGGCGAGAUACACAAAGAUCGUGCCAAGAGCUGCAACCUCAUGUGAGGGGCUGUGAUGGGGAGUGUGAGGAGGGGUGGUGAGGGGCAUAAUUGUUCCCCUGCCUGCACCCAGGUUUCCUGACCUCCUGACCCUGGCUGGGAGGUCAGGACAGGUAGAGUGAGACGUUUUCCUGGCCAAGAGAGCUGGAGGGCAGAAGGAUGUUACCAUUCCCCACAUCCUUAUCCCCCCUCCUUUCCUCUGGAAGUUGAGGGAGCUAACAGGAUGGGCAUGUGGGGCAUGAACUGGGAUAGGGCAAGUGGGCAUUAGGGAAGAUGGCAUCAAGCAAUGAGUUUGGUUGAGUCCCUAUAUAAAGGGUACCUUCCCUCCCCAUCCCUGGUCCUUAUAUCCUCCUAGUCCUGUCUUUCUUCCCUAAGGAAAGUGACCAUUUUGAUUUUUUUUUCUCUCCUCUCACUUCUACAGCUGUUCUCACACAUUCUAACCUCCAGGCAACAUGCACUACAUUAUAAAGCGAGGAGAAGCCCUUCCCCCAUCAGCCCACUGGUCCUAGCUCCCCACCCCUCUUCCCUCAACAGUCCCCAAAUAAAGCCCACGUCCAUGGAAAACGGCUGUGGCUUUAGUUUUGUUGCUUUCUCAAAAAACAAUCUCCUAGUCUCUAGCAGCAAGGAGGGAAAAUCAAUCACUGCGGGGGACUUUCCUGUCCAUGCCCACAGGUGGAGCAGAGGAAAAGGUCAUUGAGUUGAAUCAGAUGUGUCCUUUUAGGAGCCAGAGGUUGGGGAAUGAGGUAUCUCGGGACUCUUUAUUCCAGUUAAUGAGGCAGACAAUCCUCGGGCCAUUGGGGGGGUGUCUUGGAGUGGACUUGUGCAAUUACUUAGCAUUACUUAGCCCCGUUAGGGCUGCCACUAACAUGGAAGGGGUCCUACUAAGUGGUGCAGGUCUCUUGCUCACCAUCUCCACCCAUGACUUGAAGCCUAUGAUGGGGGUCACAGGGUUGGGAGGGCAUCAAGAGCCUCCAUGUUACAUAAGCUGACCCUGUAUAAAGUUUCCCCCAAAGUUACUUAUUUGAUUCUGGGGUCUCCCUAAAGGCAGGGACUCCCUACAUUCCAUCCUGAGCUCAAUGUUUAUAGGGGAGUAUCAGCUGUGAGUUUGGGGUCACCCCCACACUAUCCACUAGAGAAGGAAAACCAGUGGAGAGAAUGGCCAGAGCACUUGUUGUCAGAAGGACAGUGCUGGUCUGUUUUCUCUGGAGUCUGGUUUCAGAUUGUCCUGUAUUCCUUCCCUGGCUCUGGUCCCACUGGCCUCUUUUCAGUGACAUUAUCCCCCAGGAACCAUCCCUGACCUCCCCUCCUCCCCCAGCCCUAAUCCCAGCCAAUUCUCCCAGACAUAUUGGGAAAAAACACAGACCUUACCGUCCCAUCUGCCGGAAUCCUACCUUAAUUCACAGCCCAUUCCUCCCUAGGCAUUAAGCAAAUGCACAUGACACCCCAUGGGUCACGUGGGUGGACUCGGGAGACUGAACCAGUCUUUGAGCUUCUGAAGGCCAGUUCAGUGGGGAGGAGAGGAACCUUAGGUGUGAAAGUGCCUUGAAGGGGGAAGGGACGUCUAUUUAAGAACUGGUUGCUGCAGGAGGUCCUCCUCCUGAGCCAGGUCUUCAGGGUUGAAGUUUGCCAGGUGGGGAAGGGUUAGGAAAGUCUCUGGGCAGAGGGAACAGCAGGUGCAAAUGUGGAGAAGAGAAUGAGCAUGCCAUUGUGAGGCUCCCCUGACAGCAAGAGCAAAAGACAAGCCUGGAAAGGUCCAUGAGGUGGCUGCACAGCCAGGGGAACCAGGACUUCACUCUGAGGAUGUGAAGAGCUGCCAGGGAUUUGAAGCAGAGAGUGAAGUGAUCAGACUUGUUUUUUUUGGAUAGAUGGUUAUCUGGAUGAGAUGGUGAGGGUUAGGGGUUUGGGCUCUGAGUUAGGGCUUAUAAAAGAGCUCCCCUUUCCCUAUGCUAGGUCCCAGACUUAGGAAGGGAAAUCCCUACCGACUCCCUGGCUCACCAGACCCUCCUGUUGGACUCCUGUUCUAAUUCACCUCAGCCAAUUUCAAGGAUUCUAGGAUAACUUCAAGGGCACUGGACAUCCCACCCCCUGAACUGAGACCCGGUUAGGGGAUCACUUUGAGAAUCUCUUCAAGAACUCCAAGUCCUGGGCUGAGGGUGCUGGAGAAGGCUGGGGCUCUCAGGCCUAGCUAGGUGGGUCUCUGUCUGUUCCAGAGGACUGAACUCUUCCCCUUAUGGGACCAGUCAUAAAAAUCAAUUGGGAGUUUUGACUGGUUCUUCUCCACUUUGGACUGCUCAGUACAAAGCAGGCUCAAGCCUGCGGCUGCCAAAGUGCUGUAUUGUAUCCCCCCUUUUCCCCAGCCUCCCUCCCCUGCCAUUUGCGCUCAGGGAAUGCAAACGCAUUUCAAUAUCUGCCUAAAGCAAACAUAAUUAGGAAGAUAAAUCAGUUGGAGGAGCCCCCAAAGUUUAAUACAUUUCCAAUACCACCCAGAAUGGAUUUUGGUCCCCUCUUCAGGUCUGGGUCAACAGAUGUUUUAUUUCCGGGGAGGAGGCUGUGCCUCUGGGCUGGGGAGCCCAGUGGAAGGGAGGAGAAUGGGGCUAUUCCUUGAUCCUCAAAGGCCCCCACAGGCUGGGGGAGGGGACCUUAUAGCCACCCCCACCUCAGAGGCAGGAGUCAGAUUCAGCUUCCUUCUCUGCAGCUGUUUCCCCCACAAAUUAGACACCCAUUUGAGAAACAAUGUAGCCUCGUUAAUCAUUUAAUGAAAUAAACAACUAAUCAUGCUGUGA